AUGUUCGCCAAACCAGGCAGAGGGAUGCUCGAGGAGCACGAGACCGUCCCCAAGCCCCAAUUCGUGCCGCAGCGCACGUUUGGUACUGCUGCUGAGCGCGCUCGUCGGAACAUCAACGCUAAACUCUCCAACCCGUUGGCUGGGUAUAGCCACGCUGAACUGCGCAAACGGGGUCAUAGGUUUGCGAUCGCUCAUGAAAUUGGAGAUGAAUCGGAUAUUCGCGCUUUCGGGCUGGGUGCUGUGCUUGCCCAGAGCCCUGAGAAAUAUGAUCGUGUGUCGGGAUUGACGGAUCAGGAGAAGGAGGUUCUGCGUCGCGAGUUUGCGCAUCGCUGGUCGCAGCCAUGGAAAAUGUAUGCGGUUAUUGCGCUGUGUUCGCUGUCUGCGGCCGUCCAGGGAAUGGAUGAAACUGUAGUAAACGGAGCCCAAAUCUGGUACAAACACCAAUUCGGCAUCGCCGGCGACGAUUCGAGAAGCACCUGGCUAGUCGGCCUUGUCAACGCCGCACCAUACCUCUGCUGUGCCCUCGUCGGGUGCUGGCUCACGGUCCCAUUCAACCAUUGGUUCGGUCGCCGAGGAACAAUUUUCAUAACGUGCUGCUUUUCGGCCAUUGCUUGUCUCUGGCAGGGCUUCGUGUCAACAUGGUGGGCAAUGUUCGUCGCCCGCUUCGCGCUGGGCUUUGGCAUCGGCCCCAAAUCAGCGACUGUGCCAGUCUACGCCGCCGAAACAGCGCCGCCAGCAAUCCGUGGUGCUCUCGUUAUGCAGUGGCAGAUGUGGACGGCUUUUGGGAUCAUGCUCGGGUACGCCGCAGACCUGAUCUUCUACCAGGUGUCCGAUACCUCUGCCAUCGUCGGACUCAAUUGGCGUCUAAUGAUGGCUUCUGCCAUGUUUCCCGCUCUGGUGGUCUGCUGCUUCGUCUUCACCUGUCCCGAGUCGCCACGCUGGUAUAUGAGCAAGAAGCAAUAUUUUCGCGCUUACCAGUCCAUUUGUACCCUGCGUCACCAUAAGAUCCAAGCGGCCCGUGACUUGUACUACAUGCACGUCCUCCUCGAAGCCGAGGAUACCAUGGUCCUCGGUCAGAAUAAGCUACUGGAACUGAUUACUGUCCCGCGUAACCGUCGGGCGAUGAUCGCGUCGGAAUUGGUCAUGUUCAUGCAGCAAUUCUGUGGGGUUAACGUGAUCGCGUACUAUUCAAGCGAAAUAUUUCUGGAAGCAAACUUCUCUCCAGCUUCCGCAUUAGCAGCCUCUCUCGGCUGGGGCGUCAUCAACUGGCUCUUCGCAAUCCCGGCAAUCUACACAAUCGACACCUUCGGCCGCCGCAACCUCUUACUAUCUACGUUUCCCCUCAUGUCCGUCGCAAUGUUCUUCACGGGUUUUUCCUUCUGGAUCCCUGAAUCCAGCCACGCCGCCCGAAUAGGCUGCAUCGUUCUAGGCACAUACCUCUUCGGCAUAGUCUACUCCCCCGGCGAAGGUCCCGUCCCCUUCACAUACUCCGCAGAAGCGUAUCCGCUUUACGUCCGCUCGUACGGAAUGGCGCUCGCGACGGCGACUACCUGGUUCUUCAACUUUGUUCUCGGUGUUACUUGGCCUUCACUGCGAUAUGCUUUCACUACACAGGGUGGUUUUGCGUGGUACGCUGGGUGGAAUAUUGUUGGGUGGUGGCUUGUUUUGUUGUUUAUGCCCGAGACGAAGAAUAAGACGCUCGAGGAGCUGGAUCAGGUUUUCUCGGUACCUACGCGGUUCCAUGCAAGGUAUGGGUUGAGGCAGAUUCCAUAUUUCCUGAAGAGGUAUGUUCUAAGGAGGGAUGUCAGUCCGGAGAUUUUGUACGAGAGGGAGGACAUGGCUCCGAGUCGGGAUCUUGGUAACGCUUGA
Penicillium cinerascens is the source of this 1869-nucleotide messenger RNA. RefSeq lists its product as uncharacterized. The record is from RefSeq and is a predicted model, not a curated record. Gene Ontology annotation, molecular function: myo-inositol:proton symporter activity. Gene Ontology annotation, biological process: transmembrane transport. Gene Ontology annotation, cellular component: membrane. Lineage: Eukaryota; Fungi; Ascomycota; Eurotiomycetes; Eurotiales; Aspergillaceae. The transcript is spliced from 3 exons. The coding region runs from base 1 to 1869 and encodes 622 amino acids.